AUGGCUCACCCACAAACACCUUCUGAAAUGUCUUUACCUGGCGUUCGCUCAGUCUUUGAAACCAACGUCUUCGGUCUCAUCCAAACAACCACCGCUUUCAUCCCACUUUUGCGCAAAGCCAAACCUGGAUACGGGAAUAUCGUCCAAAACUCUAUGGAAUCCGCGUCCGGCACGUAUCAAUCAAGUAGUACAAGAUUUCUUGCCCCCUUUGCCGCCUACUGCAUGUCGAAAGCGGCGAUAAACAUGUAUUCGAUCGCGUUAGCGAAGGAGCUCAAGCAGGAUAGGAUCAAAGUCAACUGUUUAUGUCCUGGCUUUACGACGACCAAAUUGAAUGGUUAUGCACCCGGGGGAAAGACACCUGCAGAAGGAGCAAAACUGCUGAUUGAAUGGAGUCUUUUGGGUCCUGAGGAUGGUGAGAAGACAGGCAAAUACUGGAGUGCUGAUGGGGAAGUUCCUUGGUGA
Marasmius oreades (fairy-ring Marasmius) is the source of this 462-nucleotide messenger RNA. RefSeq lists its product as uncharacterized. NCBI's taxonomy places the organism in Eukaryota, Fungi, Basidiomycota, Agaricomycetes, Agaricales, Marasmiaceae. Gene Ontology annotation, molecular function: oxidoreductase activity, acting on the CH-OH group of donors, NAD or NADP as acceptor. The transcript is spliced from 2 exons. The record is from RefSeq and is a predicted model, not a curated record. The coding region runs from base 1 to 462 and encodes 153 amino acids.